AUGCCUUCACCCACAGACGUUGCACACCAAUUCGACUCAAUUGAAGACACAAUCGCCGCUUUCAAGAACGGCGAAUUCAUCAUUGUCCUCGAUUCGCAAGACCGCGAGAAUGAAGGCGACCUCAUCAUCGCCGCGGAAUCCAUCACAGCCGCCCAAAUGGCCUUCCUAGUCCGCUACACCAGCGGCCUGAUUUGCGCCCCGAUCACUCCCACCCUGGCAACUCGCCUGGCACUCCCACAGAUGGUCCUCGAGAAUACCGACCCCAAAUGCACCGCAUACACAAUCACAAUCGACUCCGCCGACGACUCCAUCACAACCGGUAUCUCUGCCGAAGACCGCGCACUCACCUGUCGCACUCUGGCGUCCCCGGAUGCGCAAAUAGACUCCUUCCGCAGACCGGGCCAUAUCAUCCCGCUGCAGGCUCGGCCGGGCGGCGUGCGCGAGCGCACUGGUCACACCGAGGCUGCGGUGGAGUUCUGUCGUCUGGCUGGUAAGGCGCCUGCGGGUGUGAUUGCCGAGUUGGUGGAGGAGGGAACUGUCGUUCCUGGUGUGGCGGAGGUGGGAGGUAUUAAUGGCAUGAUGCGCCGGGAUGGAUGUCUGGCGUUUGGAAAGAAGUGGGGACUUAAGGUCUGUACAAUUGAGGAUUUGGUGGAGUAUGUGCACAGGACUGAGGGCUCUGCGAAUGGCAAGCACUAG
Molecule: messenger RNA, 696 nt
Organism: Penicillium olsonii
Lineage: Eukaryota; Fungi; Ascomycota; Eurotiomycetes; Eurotiales; Aspergillaceae
Source: the annotation of a GenBank genome assembly